GCCGAUCUAGGGUUUUAGCUAGGAUUUUGAAUCCAGCUCUGCGACGAAAUUCAGAAGUAACCCUGUUUCCUGUAGCAAUGGCAGUGACAUUCCAUGAUCUUGGCUCUGAUGCUGGACUGAAGAAGCUUGAUGAGUACCUCCUACCUAGAAGUUAUAUUUCUGGAUACCAAGCUUCAAAGGAUGACAUUAUUGUCCAUUCAUCUCUCCCCAAGCCGCCAUCCCCCCAGUAUGUGAAUGUGUCUCGAUGGUACAACCAUAUUGAUGCACUGUUGAGGAUUUCAGGGGUUUCUGCUGAAGGGUGUGGUGUUGUUGUAGAGGGAUCUGCUCCUGUCACUGAGGCUGUUGCUACUCCUCCGGUUGAGGACUCAAAGGCUGCAGCUGCUGAAGAAGAUGAUGAUGAUGAUGUAGAUUUGUUUGGCGAAGAGACUGAGGAGGAAAAGAAGGCUGCUGAAGAACGUGCAGCUGCCAUGAAAGCAAAAGCAAAGAAGAAAGAAUCUGGCAAGUCAUCAGUUUUGUUGGAUGUCAAGCCAUGGGAUGAUGAGACUGACAUGAAGAAACUUGAGGAAGCAGUAAGAGGUGUCCAGAUGGAGGGCCUUCUUUGGGGAGCUUCCAAACUUGUAGCUGUUGGAUAUGGUAUAAAAAAGUUGCAGAUAAUGAUGACCAUUGUGGAUGACUUGGUGUCUGUUGACACUCUCAUUGAGGAACAUCUCACAGUAGAACCUAUAAAUGAAUAUGUUCAAAGUUGUGACAUUGUGGCCUUCAACAAAAUAUGUAAGUAAACAAAGCACUUUUUUUUUUAUUGUUUAAGAAAGUAAACUAGUCAUUGGGAUAUUGUUGUAAAUUCUGCUUAUGUUGCUUUUGUCAUGGUGGUUGCAGGAUGAGAAUUUGUGGCUAUUUGCGAUGCACUCUGGAGAGGACUUUGGGAAAGGUCUUUCUGGGGGCUGUUGCCAAAAUCUUUACUAUUUUCUAUUUUUGUGGAACUUGUUUUAAGUGUCAGUUUGUUCUGGUGGUGGAUCAGUUGCAGCUUUUAAAUUAAUAAAUGUUUAUUGUGGUGCAUAAUUUUAACUUAUUUUCCAUUUAAACUAUAGAUUAUAUGGUAAUUGAAUGUUUUGUUGCUUGCAAGCUCUUUUUCUUAUUGGUGUAUUACAAAUUGGGGAUGGAAAUAUCCAA
This is a messenger RNA of Rubroshorea leprosula, 1170 nucleotides long. NCBI's taxonomy places the organism in Eukaryota, Viridiplantae, Streptophyta, Magnoliopsida, Malvales, Dipterocarpaceae. The record is from the annotation of a GenBank genome assembly.